Messenger RNA from Nanorana parkeri, 368 nucleotides. RefSeq names its product mitochondrial inner membrane organizing system 1 (gene MICOS10). Gene Ontology annotation, cellular component: mitochondrial inner membrane; mitochondrion; MICOS complex. Bases 76 to 306 code for a protein of 76 amino acids. The transcript is spliced from 4 exons. NCBI's taxonomy places the organism in Eukaryota, Metazoa, Chordata, Amphibia, Anura, Dicroglossidae. The record is from RefSeq and is a predicted model, not a curated record.
UCGCGAGAUCGGGCGCUCUUUACUACAGGGAUAUCGCGAGACUUGGCUAGCCGCUCUUCCUGCUUGGAGGUCAACAUGUCUGAGAAGGAGCUCGGGAGGAAAUGGGACCGCUGCCUGGCUGACGCCGCCGUUAAAUUCGGUGCCGGGCUCGGCCUGGGGAUCGUGUUCUCCGUUGUUUUCUUCAAAAGGAAGACGUGGCCCAUCGUAUUCUCCUCCGGCAUCGGUUUGGGAAUGGCGUACUCCAACUGUCAGAAUGACUUUCAGUCACCGUAUCUCCUGCACGGCAAGUUUGUCAAAGAACAGUGACCUCUGACCGAGGAGAACACAGGAGCCCAGCAAGAGUCCGCGGUUCCUCCAGGCCCCUCGCC